Mauremys mutica (yellowpond turtle) is the source of this 5210-nucleotide messenger RNA. It is a transcript of the gene ZYG11B, whose product is annotated as zyg-11 family member B, cell cycle regulator. Lineage: Eukaryota; Metazoa; Chordata; Testudines; Geoemydidae. Gene Ontology annotation, cellular component: Cul2-RING ubiquitin ligase complex. The transcript is spliced from 14 exons. The coding region runs from base 16 to 2316 and encodes 766 amino acids. The record is from RefSeq and is a predicted model, not a curated record. Gene Ontology annotation, molecular function: protein binding.
GCCCCCCGCGUCUGGAUGCACUUAGACCCGGGUCACCUGUUCGCCUGCCUUCAGGGGACUCUGCCCUGCUGGUAUCAGCACCUUACUUCCACCACUCCAGCCGUGUCCGGAGAGGAGGCAUCUCCAUAUACUUUACUUGAUAUCUGCUUGAAUUUUCUGACUGCUGACCUAGAAAAGUUUUGUACAGAAAGGCAAGAUGGAACACUGUGCUUGCAGGAGCCUGGAAUAUUUCCACAAGAAGUCGCUGAUCGACUGCUGCAGACUAUGGCAUUUCAUGGGCUGCUAAAUGAUGGAACUGUGGGCAUCUUCCGAGGCAACCAGAUGCGUUUGAAACGAGCUUGUAUCCGCAAAGCAAAAAUCUCUGCAGUGGCUUUCCGGAAAGCAUUUUGCCAUCACAAGCUGGUAGAACUUGAUGCUACGGGGGUGAAUGCAGAUAUUACAAUCACAGACAUCAUAAGUGGACUUGGCAGCAAUAAAUGGAUCCAACAAAACCUUCAAUGCCUUGUGCUGAACUCAUUAACUCUCUCCUUGGAAGACCCAUAUGAAAGAUGCUUCAGUCAGUUGUCUGGUCUUCGUGCUUUGAGCAUUACCAAUGUUCUGUUCUACAAUGAAGACUUAGCAGAUGUUGCAUCACUUCCAAGGUUAGAAAGUCUAGAUAUAUCCAAUACCUCUGUCACUGACAUAACUGCACUCCUCACCUGCAAGGAGCAACUUAAGUCUCUGACCAUGCACCACCUGAAAUGCUUGAAAAUGACGACUACACAGAUUUUGGAUGUUCUAAGAGAACUAAAAUAUCUGAAUCAUCUUGAUAUUUCAGAUGAUAAACAAUUCACAUCAGAUAUAGCACUUCGUUUACUAGAACAGAAAGAUAUCCUACCUAACCUUGUGUCGUUGGACAUUUCCGGAAGAAAGCAUGUUACAGAUGAAGCUGUAGAAGCAUUUAUUCAACAACGACCAACAAUGCAGUUUGUGGGACUGUUAGCUACUGAUGCUGGCUACUCAGAAUUCCUUACAGGAGAAGGAAACUUAAAGGUGUCUGGAGAAGCAAAUGAAACUCAGAUUUCUGAAGCACUGAAACGGUACAGUGAGCGGGCAUUCUUUGUGAGGGAAGCACUCUUUCAUCUAUUCAGCCUUACACACAUUAUGGAAAAAACAAAGCCUGAAAUUUUAAAGCUUGUGGUUAUUGGAAUGCGAAAUCACCCUCUGAACUUGCCUGUGCAGUUAGCAGCAAGUGCAUGUGUGUUUAACUUAACCAAGCAAGAUUUAGCAGCAGGCAUGCCUGUUCGACUACUGGCUGAUGUCACUCACUUACUCCUUAAGGCCAUGGAACAUUUUCCCAACCAUCAACAGCUGCAGAAGAACUGCCUUCUUUCACUAUGCAGUGACAGGAUCCUUCAGGAUGUUCCAUUUAACAGAUUUGAAGCAGCCAAGCUUGUUAUGCAGUGGCUAUGUAACCAUGAAGAUCAAAAUAUGCAGAGGAUGGCAGUGGCUAUAAUCUCCAUUCUAGCUGCAAAGCUUUCAACUGAGCAAACAGCUCAACUUGGUGCAGAGCUCUUCAUUGUUAGGCAACUUCUACAAAUAGUUAAGCAGAAAACAAAUCAGAAUCUAGUGGAUACUACACUCAAGUUUACACUGAGUGCGCUUUGGAAUCUCACUGAUGAAUCUCCAACCACAUGUAGGCACUUUAUAGAAAAUCAAGGUCUAGAACUCUUCAUGAGAGUCUUAGAGUCUUUCCCAUCUGAGUCGUCUAUCCAACAGAAAGUUCUUGGCCUUCUGAACAACAUAGCAGAAGUGAAAGAGCUACAUUCUGAGCUAAUGUGGAAGGACUUCAUAGACCACAUCAGUAAACUACUGCACAGUGUUGAAGUAGAAGUCAGUUACUUUGCAGCUGGGAUUAUUGCUCAUUUGAUAUCUCGAGGAGAGCAGGCCUGGACAUUGAGUCACACUCAGAGGACAUCUCUUCUUGAACAACUGCACUCAGCCAUUUUGAAUUGGCCAACGCCAGAAUGUGAGAUGGUUGCCUACAGGUCUUUCAACCCUUUUUUCCCCCUGCUUGGCUGCUUCAUGACACCUGGGGUUCAGCUGUGGGCAGUGUGGGCCAUGCAGCAUGUCUGCAGCAAAAACCCUGCCAGGUAUUGCAACAUGUUAAUUGAAGAAGGUGGAUUGCAGCACUUAUACAACAUCAAGGAAAAUGGCCAAACUGAUCCAGAUGUCCAGCGAAUUGCAAUUGCCAUUCUAGAUAGCUUAGAAAAACAUAUUGUACGUCAUGGGAGACCACCUCCAUGUAAAAAGCAGCCACAAGCCAAACCAAACUGAAAGCUGCAGGUAUAAGUUUGUAAACCAUCCUCUAAUAAUCCUUUAUCACGUGUGUAGUUGGAGUUACUUGUACUACAGUGGUCACCAGUGAAGUUAUUUUGCUAACAAUUGUGGUACUGGAUACCACUUGUGGUAACUCUUGGGCAAAUGUCUACUUUAAUGACAACUUCUGAGGGGAUCUAUGAUCAAUGCUUGAUCUAGUCAUACCUGUAGGAUUACUGAUGACUACAGCAAGGUGGGACUUGAAUAGUCUGGAAUGCACAUCCAAAAACAAACCUCUAGGAAUAUCUUGUUUUGUGACUUAAUUGUGGGACAGAAAGCUUGUUUCAUCCCUGUCAUUGUUGAAUAUAGAACUGUUUACCAACUCGGUGUUUGGAUAGAACUGUCUGCAAGAAUGGUGAAUCUCACAAUCACAGCUUUAAACAAAAAUUCAUGCAUGCACUCACGUAACUAAGGUAACCAGAAUGUCCUGUUGUUUAUGGGCCCUCCAUAAGCCCAACUAAGUCUUCAGAACUCCUUGUCUUGGGACCUGCAAGCUGUGUCCUUUGUCUCUCCAGCACUAGAGACAAAGAGCUGUUGUCUUUUCCAGCUGUUGGCUUCCUAUGACUCAUCUAUGCUGCCUUGGCAAGGUUAGGAUUAGCACUGCUUUGGUCCAAAUGGGAAACACUGUAUUGGCUGCUCUGAAGGAAAGCAAUAUAGGUACAGGUGCAGUGGGGGACAGGGGAAAGCUUGAAAUACUAAGAGAAUAAACUGAGUUUGACUUUCAAAACUUAAAACUAAGGUUUUUUAAGGAAGUGGUAGGAGAAGGAGGGAGCUCCACAUCAGAGCUCAAAAUGUUAGUUGAAGUAGGACAGCCCUUCUCAUCACAUGGAGCUGCAUGUCUGACAGGAGAACCAGGAUAUUCGGUCAUCUUUUUAUAACUGAUUAUUGAUUGCUUUGCCAUUUCUUGUACAAACUUUGUCAGUAUUGUGCAGUGAUUUGUAUUCCAAAUGCAUUACAGUGCAAAAUAUCACCCAACAUCAUAUAUAAGGUCCUUUGUAAAUUGCAUUGUUGUGCAGUGUGAAAUUUUACAUAAAGCUGUCAAUGGUAAAAAGAUAUUUCUUCCCCUGUUAUUAAUGAGUUUAAAAGCUGUGUUGAAUGAAAUGGAGAUUCCACAACAUACAGAUGCUUGGUUUAAAUACAAGUGAUGGAAACAAGCUACAACAUGAGCUCAAAUUUCCUUCAUUUCAAAGCAUUGUUUACUAAUUCUCCUUGUACUGUCAAAUGGCCAUCUUCGCAUCUCCCUGCCAAACAAUGGAACAGGAUUCUACUAUUGUUGAACUUGCUGGCAUUUUAGUUUUAAUUCCUGAAGAGAGAAUCGCUGUACUGUUUACCUUGUGGGAAAGGGAUGGCUGACACAACACCUCUUUACUUCACUAUAAUAGAGUUAACACACCAUCUACAAUCUUGAAUAGUUUCAUUACAUUGUGUGUGUUAGAAAUAUUAACAAAGUGCUUUAGUAAUGUUGUUAUCACAUUGCAUCAUUCUUUGUUUUGUACUCAAGGUAUUAUGUGGGUAGCUUCAUUCCUCCACAUACAUCUGAAUGUAUGUAGUUUCCUUGACCCAAAAAGAAGUGAAAAUUGUCAGACAUAAAAUUAUGGGAUUUUUUUUUUUAAAGUUCUGAAGAACUGUGUUUUAUGGGCAGUUACUUUUACUUUUCAGACUAGAGAAGUCUUGACUACUACUGUGAAAAGUCCAUUGCACGAAAUGGAACACACAAUCUGCCAAUAUCAGAGUUUAUGGAAACUUUGUAUCCCUUGUUACUGAGAGGUUUUUAAAUGAACAUAUUAACCAUUUGGAAUACUGUUUUCCCCCAGUAAGAUGGCUAUUCUAAACACAUUAGAUUAAACUAUACAAAGUCUGCUAUGGUAUAUGACCCAAAAUGGAAACUGGGGCACCAGUCUGGCUAGCUGGGGCACCACUUCAUGAGAUUAUGGAACAAGCAUAGUGCAACCACGCAGAGUUGCCAGUAAUGCAGUCUUUCAUGGUCUUUACAAUAGCCCAUUCCAGGCUACUCUUCAGAAGUGUCUGAUGGUAUAUGGAUUGUGGAGGUGACUACAACACUAAGAUGUCUAUUUCACUUGUGAUAUUUGCCAUAUUAUGAAUGAAUGAUCUGUUAAUGCCUUUACUCUAACUUAAAUGUUUCUGUAAAUGUAUGAACUGCUGAGGUUACCUUGAUUGAAAUUAAAUGAGAUGACUUACAAGUAAGUCGUUCAAGCAGAUCUAAAGAAUAGUGAAACUGAGUUUUUGCCCAAAGACUGAUUGUGCAUGAGGAAGUGGCACCUUAUUCCAGUAUAGAUGUUUUAUCAGUUUAUAAACUACGUUCAUAAAACAAAACAAAAACUUGUUUUCCAAAAAAUACAUUCCUUCUAAUAGAGGAAUCAGUUCUGGUUUAGCUGGGGAGUAGAAUGCAAAGAGCUGUGUUUUAAAAAACAUCUUUAGCCAUCGCUAUGAUCAUUUCCAUGGCUUUUCCCUUGCUAUCAGUAUUUCAGCUGGGUUCAGUGUUUUGUGACAGUUCUGGGCUGUUAGGAUGGUAUACAAACAGAGGUAACCUUUUAAUUGCACAGCUUUCUCCCUGAAAGCUUUCUGAAGCAAUUUCAGAAUGUUACCUGGGCAACGCUUACCAACUACUAUAAUUUUCAAGAUUAAAUAUACUUAAACCGGAAAACUGUUCCAUGUGGGAAUGGUGUCAGAUCUGUCUUCAUUCAGAGUUGAGUCAUAUAGGAGAAGUUUCUUUAAUAUUCAUUGAAUGAAUGAUGUACAUUUAGUCAGGUUUCAGAGUGGUAGCCGCGUUAGUCUGUAUCAGCAAAAAGAACGAGGAGUACUUGUUGCACCUUAGAGACAAACAAAUUUAU